Messenger RNA from Verticillium nonalfalfae, 1194 nucleotides. RefSeq names its product serine/threonine protein kinase, AGC (gene PKA2). Gene Ontology annotation, biological process: peptidyl-serine phosphorylation. The record is from RefSeq and is a predicted model, not a curated record. Gene Ontology annotation, cellular component: nucleus; cAMP-dependent protein kinase complex. NCBI's taxonomy places the organism in Eukaryota, Fungi, Ascomycota, Sordariomycetes, Glomerellales, Plectosphaerellaceae. Bases 1 to 1194 code for a protein of 397 amino acids. The transcript is spliced from 2 exons. Gene Ontology annotation, molecular function: ATP binding; cAMP-dependent protein kinase activity.
AUGGCCGCCGUCGUGUCACAAUCCAAGACGGAGCCCGUCACGCCUCAUGAGAAGCCGACGCGUCCGCGCGCCUCCACCUCGUCUUCUACCCACCGCGAGCCGGGCUUUCUCUCGCGCAUGAAGAGUCGCAUGGCCAACGGCAAGGGCCACCACAAUGCCGGUCACGGGCCCAUUGCCAGCCGCGCCCAGUUGAGCUCGCACGACUUCCGCAUCAUCCGCACCCUCGGCACCGGCACGUUUGCUCGUGUCUGCCUCGUCAGACCCGUCAAUCCGUCCGAGGAGGAGAAGAAGGAGGUGUUCGCCCUCAAAAUCCUCCGCAAGACCGAGGUCAUCAAGCUCAAGCAGGUCGACCACGUGCGCCACGAGCGGCGCAUCCUCGGCGACGUCUCCGGCCACCCCUUUAUCACCAACAUGAUUGCCGCCUUCUCCGACGCCGACACGCUGUACAUGCUGCUCGACUACGUCCCCGGCGGCGAGCUCUUCAGCUACCUGCGCAAGAUGCGCCGCUUCGACGAGAGCACCGCCAAGUUCUACACGGCCGAGAUUGUGCUCGUCCUCGAGUUUCUGCACGAGCAGCAGGGCCGCGUCGCCUAUCGCGAUCUCAAGCCCGAGAAUCUGCUGCUCGACAAGAACGGCCACAUCAAGCUCGUCGACUUUGGCUUCGCCAAGCGCCUCAGCAGCGAAGACGGCCAGCCAACCGAGACGUACACCCUCUGCGGCACCCCCGAGUACCUCGCACCCGAGGUGAUCCAUAACAAGGGCCACACGACCGCCGUCGACUGGUGGGCGCUGGGCAUUCUGCUGUACGAGUUCCUCACCGGCUACCCGCCGUUUUGGCACCAGAACCCCAUCGAGAUUUACAAGCAGAUCGUCGAGAAGCCCGUCACGUUCCCGGCGGAACCGCACAUUUCGGACAAUGCCAAGGAUCUCAUCAAAUCGUUCUGCACCGUCGACCGCUCCAAGCGCCUCGGCAACAUGAACGGUGGCGCGCAGCGCGUCAAAGACCACCCCUUCUUCAAAGGCAUCCGGUGGGAUGAGCUGCUGGGACAGCGCGUGCGCGGACCCAUUGUGCCGCCCGUGCGAUCCUCGAGCGACUCGCAGUGCUUCGAUCAGUAUCCCGAGGAAGAUGGCAAGCGCGAGCCGUAUACGGACGAAAUGGCGCGCCAGUACGACCAGUACUUUAAAGAUUUUUGA